This is a messenger RNA of Bactrocera tryoni, 3690 nucleotides long. RefSeq names its product ell-associated factor Eaf-like. Bases 615 to 2207 code for a protein of 530 amino acids. NCBI's taxonomy places the organism in Eukaryota, Metazoa, Arthropoda, Insecta, Diptera, Tephritidae. Gene Ontology annotation, molecular function: transcription elongation factor activity. Gene Ontology annotation, biological process: positive regulation of DNA-templated transcription; regulation of transcription elongation by RNA polymerase II. Gene Ontology annotation, cellular component: super elongation complex. The transcript is spliced from 8 exons. The record is from RefSeq and is a predicted model, not a curated record.
UAAUAUAUUUUUUAUACGUGUGCGUGUGUGUGCAAUUCCAUAUUGCACCGAAAAGCAAAAAAAUUCCGAAGUCAUCGGGUACCACAACGUUACAACGUCUCAAGGCCAAGGCUGCAGGUGGUAGCGUAAAACGCAGUCGAACAAGCAACGCAGCGGCUGGGACAACAGUAACAUCUACUAAUAGGGGAAGUAGUGGGAUUGGAGGAAGUGCCCGUGCAGCGGGUGGUCGUAAAUUUACUGCAAACAGUAUAACACAAUUGCAACGAAGUGGCGGCGGUGCUGGUCAGUGGUCAGCAGGGACGGCGGCGACGACGGCUGGAGCGGGUGCUAGCACCGGAGUCAGUUCCUUUACAACGGCAUCCGAUUCAUCUUUGCUGGCUGAAAGAGAAUCGGCAUAUUUGCAAGGUUUUCAAUCACCAAGCUAUAACACCACAAAAUCAUAUCAGCAACAACAAAACCAGUCCACUUACAACAAUUCCCUCUAUAACACCAAUAAUAACGCCAGUGCCAAUUAUUCAAAUCACUCAAAUUACGCAAAUACAUCAUCGUCAUCUCCACACACAACGACAACGCCUCAUAACAAGCUUCCAACCGCAGGUGUUGGUUCAACGGCGAUGAUGAUGACCAAACAUAAAAGCUCGCUCGCAGAGCGCCUUAACAUUGGAGACGAGGUGCGCGAUUUAAAGCUUGGCUGCACAUACAAUCCAAAAAAUACAACGACGGCCUUUCACACUAUCAAAUAUGACUUCAAGCCAGCAAGUGUGGACAAAAGUAAAGUAGCUUUAGUGGACGUCGGCUCCAAUAAUCAAGUUACCGUUACCGUGCCAAAUUUAGUAAGCUCCGGUGUGCCUCAUACAGUUUAUAAGGGAAACCAUAGAAAAUACACAAAAGAAUGUUUAUUGAUUUACGAUCGAAAAACCGGUGGUAUUACGUUCGAGAAGUUAAAUCAUAAUAUUCAAGUAAAAAAGACGAGGAGUGAGAUGACAAACAAACCAAGUGCGAUAGCUGCUAGCGCGAAUGUAGCACCGCAGCAAAAACUAGAGAAUAGUACGAUGCGCAUCACAUCGAAGACGAAAGUGUCGACAGGGAGUCGUCGUAAUAAUAUAAUUGAUUUUAAGCCAAGAAACUCGCCAUCCGCAUCAGCGUCCCCGUCUGCACCGCCAUCCAUACACAAAAGUCCACAAUCAGCGCCGGCCUGGAACGCGAAUAAUACGCAAGCCACGCUGCCCAGCAUUCCAAUGAUCUUCGAUGACGACGAUGAUGGCAUGUUUGGACUGACCGCCGCCGCCGCCGGCAAUAGUCAAACGCAUGGUGGCAGUGGCAGUGAUGCGGCAAAUAUGUCUUCAUCGUCCUCCGCGUCGAGUCAUAAUAAUUCAGCGCACGAUUAUCACAUGCAAAUGCAGCAGCAUCAGCAGCAACAGCAACCGGCGCCGAACAAACAGUCUAAGCAAUCGCAUCGCAACAAUCAGAAACGGCAAAACAAUUUGAACGCAGCGACGGCGACGUCGGCCACGAAUGCGACGGCAAUAGCACAGAGUCAUGGCAAACAGACGAAGCACAACCGCAUGGAGCAACGAACUUCCUCGCCACAAACUUUUGCACAGCAGCAGCAGCAGCAGCAGCAGCAAAGGCAGCAACAGCACAAUCUCUACCAACAGCCACAACAGCAAUCCAACAACAAUCGCAUGUACCCGACAAACUCAUCGUCCUCAAUGCAAAUGUCUAACGGUGUCACUGGUGGCUAUCACAAUAGCAACAAUAUGUCCAUGGGCAAUCAAAUGUUGCAACAUCAUCAGACACAACAACAACACCACAAUAUGCCAGGCAUGUCAUCGCCGCAUGACAGCGACGCAGCCAUGGCUAGUGCGGCGGCGCAGCUCGAACAGCAAAUACGCGGUCUUAGCUCAUCCAGUUCGAGUUCCAGCUCGGAUUCGAGCGGCAGUGAUUGUGCCAGCGACUCCGACGACAGCAGUGAUGAAGAGGAUCAACAACAACAACAACAGACGCAACAUCAAAUGCAUCAAUUGCCCAAUUUGAUGUCAGCGCUGCCACCAAUGUCUACAGCUGCGCCACAAUACAAUCGCAAUACGCCUUCGUCUGGCUAUGCGUCUAAUAAUAGCCACACCAACAAUAAUGGUGCAUUUACAAGUGAUUUGCUGCAAAACGAUCUGCAAUUAUCAUCGAACUCUUCCGAUGAAGAUGAUUAGUAGAAUAUAUUUAUAUAGAAUUACACACGCGCUACAUUAAAAAAAGUAUAUGAAAGAAUAUAGGAACAACUAAAACAUACGAUUACAUGCACAUAGGAAUAUUUGUUUGCUAUAUAUACAAUUUUUUUUUAAUUCUUGAAUAUAAUGUGCGUAUGUAUUUUAAGCGUAUUGCUUUAGCUAUGGAUUAUACUUUAGGCAACUAAUUUUGUUUAGGAGUUUCUUUUUUAAAUUAAUAAGAAAAUUAUAUAUAUUUAUAAAUUGAAUUUCAAGAUUGCAUAACGCUUGCAAAACUGAGCAUACAUACUCUUUUUUUUUAAUGUAUAUGAAAUUAAAAUGCUGAAUUUAUUUGCAAAUGUAAUAUAAAUAACAACAAAACGCAGUGCGAACGAAGCUAGGGUGGAAGGGAGUGCGGAAGUUAAUUUAAUACUAGUAAAAUUUAAAAGCAAACCUUAGCCAGGCAACACUGCACACUAAAUGCAUGUAUGUAAUAGGUCUAGAAAUCUAUAAAGCGCAAAUAAGUUCCAAGUGAGGCAUAGCAAGUUGAAGGCGAACUUUUAUAGAAAGCAGUGCUUUAAGUGGAAAUCAUUAAAAAUUGCAAAUAAAAUAGUGUAGUUGCAAAUAACAACAACAACAUAGUAGAAUAACGUAAAAAUGCCAAUUUGUACAUAAAACUGAAUAAUAUUUUCGGUCACUUAAUUUUAUACAAAAUAAGUUCAGUUCCACAAAUGAUGAUGUUGUGUGUGCCACGUGAAUCAUUCAAAUAGUGAAGUUUAUGCGUAUAAGUCCAAAAUAGAAAAAGUAGCAGAAAACUUACAGCAAAUAUGCAAUCAGCAACGGUGCAGGAUUAAGAGAUUUAUAAAAACAUAAACAAAACGAAAACUAAUUUGCCUAAUUUAGUAACAUAUAAGCAAACAUAGAUACACAAAAAACAUUUACAAUGAAAUGCUAUACAUACAUAAAUCAUAAAUCAAAUGAAAUAUGAAGAAAAACGAAUGAGAGAGAGGGAUUUUGCAAAAUUACGCAAUUUAUUUAUUUAUUAGUGUUUUUGCUUAUUGGCGCUCUUAAUUGUUGUUGCAACAUUAUUUUCAUAUGGCAGUUGUGUAUCAGCUGCUGAGCACGAUUGUUUGCUAUACAAAUGUGGCAGAAUGUUAAAAGGGUCAAAGUUGAAUUAGGUGCGGUUAGGUAUUUUGCUUUUUACCGGAAAUCUGCGCAUAGUUGUUUUAACUAUAUUUGAUAGUAAAUUGAAACUACGGAUAAAUUAAGGUGGAAGCUAAAACUCAAAGGAUAAUUGAAAUUUCCCUUUCUAAACUAAGUCGACUUAAACCAGUUUGACAUAUUGCAACAGUUACGCAUAUUAUAAAGUAUUUUCGAAUUUUAAAUAACAAAGAAAAUUUAGUUUUUUACAAUUUUUUAAUUUUUAGCCUAAAGCAAUAGUUUACUAAGUGCUGUGUUGCUUACAUUUAUAUAAUUUUCAGACUUAUUU